Messenger RNA from Anthostomella pinea, 2301 nucleotides. Lineage: Eukaryota; Fungi; Ascomycota; Sordariomycetes; Xylariales; Xylariaceae. The record is from the annotation of a GenBank genome assembly.
AUGGUUCAGUCAGCCGUUUUGGGUUUCCCCCGCAUGGGUGUAAACCGUGACCUGAAGAAGGCCACCGAAGCCUACUGGGCUGGCAAGCUGUCCCAGGAUGACCUCCUCGCCGAGGCCAAGCGCCUCCGUCUCGCACACUGGAAGAUCCAGAAGGAUGCUGGUGUCGACAUCAUCCCGAGCAACGACUUUGCUCUGUACGACCACGUCCUUUCCCACAUUCAGGACUUCGGUGCUGCUCCCGAGCGUUACACAAGCUCCAACCUGAACCCUGUCGAUGAAUACUUCGCCAUGGGCCGUGGCCACCAGAAGGGUGGCGUCGAUGUCCCCAGUUUGGAGAUGGUGAAGUGGUUUGACUCAAACUACCACUACGUCAAGCCCACUCUGCAAGACAGCCAGACCUUCAAGCUCAGCUCCAGCCCCAAGGCUGUUGCCGACUUUGUCGAGGCCAAGGAGGCUGGCAUCAGCACCCGACCCGUCCUGGUUGGCCCCGUGUCAUUCCUCACCCUGGGCAAAGCCGACCGUGGCCAGAGCGUCGACCCCAUUGACCUCCUCGAGAAGCUGCUGCCUGUCUACGAGGAGCUCCUCGUCAAGCUGAAAGAGGCUGGUGCCGAGACCGUCCAGAUUGACGAGCCUAUUCUCGUCUUCGAUCUUCCCUCCAAGAGCAAGGAUGCUUUCAAGCCUACCUACCAGAAGUUUGCCAGCCUCGGUGACAAGAUCCCGAAGCUCGUCUUCACCACUUACUUUGGUGAUAUCGUUCACAACCUCGACCUUGUGCCCAAGGAUAUCUACGCCGUCCACGUUGACCUGGUCCGCAACCCAGAGCAGCUGGACACCGUGCUGGGCUCUCUUGGCCCCAAUACCAUCCUCUCUGCUGGUGUUGUUGAUGGCCGCAACAUCUGGAAGACCAACAUGAAGCGUGCUAUCGAGACCGUCGAGGCCGCCGUCCAGAAGCUGGGCAAGGAGCGCGUUGUCGUCGCCACCUCCAGCUCUCUCCUCCACACUCCCCACACGCUUGCCAGCGAGAAGAAGCUGGAUGCCGAGAUCGCCGACUGGUUCUCGUUUGCCUCUGAGAAGGCUGUCGAGAUUGCUAUCAUUGCCAAGGCCGUGACUGAGGGUCCUGCGGCUGUCCGGGAAGCUCUCGAGGCUAACGCCAAGUCCAUGAACGCUCGUGCAACCUCGAAGCGCACCAACAACCCUCAGGUCAAGGACAGACAGUCCAAGAUCCAAGCCUCAGAUUACAACCGCAAAUCCGAGUUCCCCACGAGAAUCUCCCAGCAAGAGCAGAAGCUCAAGCUUCCCCUCUUCCCUACCACCACCAUCGGUUCUUUCCCCCAGACCAAGGAGAUCCGGAUACAGCGGAGCAAGUUCACCAAAGGUGAGAUCACCGAGGCCCAGUACGACAAGUUCAUUGAGCAGGAGAUCGACAUGAACGUCAAGAUCCAAGACGAGCUUGACCUCGAUGUCUACGUCCACGGUGAGCCUGAGCGUAACGACAUGGUGCAGUACUUCGGUGAGCGCCUGGACGGCUAUGCAUUCACCACUCAUGCCUGGGUUCAGAGUUACGGCUCUCGCUGUGUCCGACCCCCCAUCGUCGUCGGUGACAUCUCUCGCCCGGCCCCCAUGACUGUCAAGGAGUCCAAGUACGCCGUGUCCGUGUCCAAGAAGCCCAUGAAGGGUAUGUUGACUGGCCCGGUCACCUGCCUCCGAUGGUCGUUCCCUCGUGACGAUGUCCACCAGUCCGUCCAGGCUGAGCAGCUUGCUCUCGCUCUGCGUGACGAGGUCGUCGACCUUGAGAAGGCCGGUGUCGACGUUAUCCAGGUCGAUGAGCCCGCGCUCCGUGAGGGUCUGCCCCUACGAGCGGGCAAGGAUCGAGACGCGUAUCUUGACUGGGCCGUUAAGGCCUUCAAGCUCUCGACCGUCGGUGUUGAGGACUCGACUCAGAUCCACUCGCAUUUCUGCUACUCGGAAUUCCAGGACUUCUUCCACGCCAUUGCCGCUCUUGACGCCGACGUGCUGUCCAUUGAGAACAGCAAGUCUGACGCCAAGCUGUUGAGCGUCUUCGUGGACUCUGCCUACCCGCGCCACAUCGGCCCUGGUGUCUACGACAUCCACUCCCCGCGUGUUCCCAGCGAGCAGGAGAUUAAGGACCGCAUCGAGGAGAUGCUGCAGUACCUCAAGCCCGAGCAGCUCUGGAUUGACCCCGACUGCGGUCUCAAGACACGACAGUGGAAGGAGACCAAGGAGGCUUUGGUCAACAUGGUCAACGCCGCCAAGUUCUUCCGCGCCAAGUACGCCAAAUAA